AUGAAAGAGACAGUGCACUGGUUCAUCUGAUGAAGCGGGCGAGAGAAGAACAUCUCCACCGAGUCAUUUUACCAAGGACAGAAAUCGUGGUUCAUCAAUUCAGACAUUAACUAAUUUGAGCUCGUUUCAUGUCCAAAGCUGAAAGGCUCUGCACUGACUCGGAUGACAGUAAUCUAUUACCUGAGGAGGGAAUGAGCCCCGCAGCAGCAUCUGCCUGGAGGGGAUUCAGAGCGCGCCAGUCCAAGAGAGCGGUCCGCUGGGACUCACACCGGGACAGAGACCUGUCCCCUCCCGUGGAGACACUGAACUUCCACUCGACUAGUUAGUAUCACCAAUUCAUAGUUUUAAAUCCGUACCAUUAUUUACGUGGAUAAACGCGAUCACGCCUUGGUACGAAUUUGCGCUUCGGCUGUCGGGAAUAAGAUCUUAAUAAUAAAAGAACGCACGCAAAUGAGGAGCAACAGAGGUUUUGAUGAACAAAGUCACCUUUUCUUCACUGAAGCAUCAUAGGAUGCUUUGAAUAGUAGGAGCAGCUGGAAACAUGAAAGCUGUUGCGUGUGGCCAUUAAGUGCCGAUACUCCGUUUGGAAAUGGAAAACUACAGUAUGUGGUGUAACUUCACUCAAGUUCUGUUGAAGCUGGAUGAGACGAGCGGUGAGGAAGAGGAGGAGGACAGCGGCAGCGGUGGGGGGAGCGGCGGAUUGCGCGUCCUCAUCGGCUGCAUCCUCUUCCUGCUCAUCGUGUCCACGCUGCUCGGGAACACGCUGGUGUGCGCUGCCGUGGUCAAGUUCCGCCACCUGCGCUCCAAAGUCACCAACUUCUUCGUCAUCUCGCUGGCCGUGUCUGACCUGUUCGUGGCCGUGCUGGUGAUGCCCUGGGAGGCCAUCACUGAGGUGACUGGCUCAUGGCUGUUCGGACGGUUUUGUGAUGUCUGGAUCGCUUUUGACAUCAUGUGCUCCACUGCAUCCAUCCUCAACCUGUGCAUCAUCAGCGUAGACCGCUACUGGGCCAUCGCCAGCCCGUUCAAGUAUGAGCGCAAGAUGACUCACCGUGUGGCUUUUGUCAUGAUUGGGGUGGCCUGGACACUGUCGAUCCUGAUCUCCUUCAUCCCAGUGCAGCUGAACUGGCACCGGGCCGCAGAGGAAGAGGAGGACAUGAUGGAGGAGACUGUGGAAAUGAUGACUGGCAGGAACUUCACAAACAGUAGCAUCCUCAAUGCCAGCACUGCGGCCGAAAGCUGCGUUGCCAACCUGAACAGAACCUAUGCCAUCUCCUCCUCCUUCAUCAGCUUCUACAUCCCAGUGGUGAUCAUGAUUGCCACCUACACCCGGAUCUAUCGGAUUGCGCAGACCCAAAUCCGCCGGAUCGCCUCUUUGGAGCGGGCAGCGGAGCAGGCGCAGAACCAAGGUUAUAGUGUGAACCGGAACCAGCAGCAGCAGCAGCGCAGGCCCAAUGAUGAAGCUUCCCUGAAGUCGUCCUUUAAGAAGGAAACCAAAGUCCUGAAGACUCUUUCCAUCAUCAUGGGGGUUUUCGUCUUCUGCUGGCUGCCGUUCUUCGUCCUCAACUGCACCGUUCCCUUCUGUGACCCGCCCUGUGUCAGUGACACCACCUUCACCGUCUUCGUUUGGUUCGGUUGGGCCAACUCCUCACUCAACCCGGUCAUUUACGCAUUCAACGCGGAUUUCCGCAGGGCCUUCGCCACCAUCCUGGGUUGCAACAGAAUCCUCUCAAACACCACAGUGGAACCUGUGAACUUCAGCAACGAGCUUGUCUCUUAUCACCAUGACACUACGCUCCACAAGGACGCACUGGUCCCCGCACAACUGCCGCAGCAUCCACGCAACAUUAAGGUCGGGUCUGACAACCUGGAGAGCGUGAGCGCACAGUUUGACCAGGAGUCACUCAUCUCCCACGGCUCCCGUAGUCAGAGCAGACCGCUGCUGCUUCCUGCCACCGUGCAGUUCGAGGAUGACCCAGAGAUCUCUUUGGAAACGAUCACUCCGUUUACCUCGGCGGCGGGGCUGGAGAGCGAGGUGCUGAUACCUGGACAGGUGCAUCGUGACGGAUAGGACUGAGUGGCCUGACAGGAGGUUGGGCUGCGUUUCCUGCUAAACAAAAGCUGUAAUUAAACUCCAUAACAUCUGUUGCUUUCCAUGUAGAAUAAUGGAGCUUAGACAGCUGCUCUUUAAA
Molecule: messenger RNA, 2189 nt
Organism: Monopterus albus (swamp eel)
Lineage: Eukaryota; Metazoa; Chordata; Actinopteri; Synbranchiformes; Synbranchidae
Product: D(1)-like dopamine receptor
Exons: 1
Coding region: 590-2068 (492 amino acids)
Biological process (GO): adenylate cyclase-activating adrenergic receptor signaling pathway; positive regulation of MAPK cascade
Cellular component (GO): plasma membrane
Molecular function (GO): G protein-coupled receptor activity
Source: RefSeq, a predicted model, not a curated record